GACUUUUCGGCCUGCUCUGCCCUGCACCGCCGGCCUGUGUCCCACGACGUCAAAACCACCCUGCUCGCCCUCUUGUUUUUCCCUAGAGCCCAUUGUCCAACCAUUUCCACAGGCACACUUCCACACAACGCAGCAAGACUUGCAGGGUCACCAACAAAUAAAUCAACUUACCCCGUCAUCGUCCAUCUAUCCACGCUCUCGCCUGCAACGCUCCCACCUCACCCACGUCGUCUUGCCCUCGGGCAGCACCACCACCACCCACCAUGCCGUCUCAGAUCUCACAGCUGCUGGCCGAGUCCGUGGCCGACUGCGUGCCCGAAGAGCCCACCAACUCCUCUGUCGCCCCUUCCCUCACCUACUCGGAAGACUCAGAGGAUCAGGACGAGCUCGCACACCCCAUUCCCCUCCCCAAGAGGCGGAGGGCCUCGACGCGCCUCAUUGCCCAGAGCGUUGCCGACAUCCAGCGCAUCACUGGCGAGUCUACACAGCAGAUUGUCAACCGCUGCUGCGGCGGCGGCUGCUGCUUCAAGCUCGGCAAGCGCACCGAGGGCCUCGAGUACGAGGAGGUGCCCCAGCCUGACAACGACGCCUUCCGCUCCCUCGGUCUCAAGUUCUUCGAGAUCCCCACCACCCUCACCGGCAUCCCCGACAUGCCCGAACAGACUGCCUUUUUCCAGCCCGUCAAGAGCUCCGCCAAGAACAUCACUAGCCCCCCGUCCCCGACCGACUCCGGAGUCGAGAUCGACGCCGACACGAGCCUCGAGCAACAGGCCAAGAAGCUGCAGCUCGAAGACCUCGACACCACGAUACAGCCUCCGUCAUUCGUCCAGCCCCACCCGCCCUACAAUGUCUUCCCUGCAAAGCUGCACAACACGCGCGAGCUGACCAGGGACGGCGCCGAGAAGCGGACCUUCCACUUUGAUCUUGAUGUCACAGACUACCCCGAGGAGAGUGGCAUGGACUUCAAGGUGGGCGGUGCCAUUGGCGUCUCCGCGCCCAACGAUGCCGAGGCCGUCGAGGAGAUCCUUGACCUGCUCAUGGUGCCCCGCUUCCUCCGCGACAAGCCGGUCCUUCUGCGGACGACCAAGGGUCGUUGGCCCACGGUCUGGGGCGACGACCAGGCCAGAGAGCUUGUGACCACACGGAGGGAUCUCCUGACGUGGUGCUGCGACAUCCAGUCGUACCCUCCGACCAAGCCUCUCCUGCGCAUCCUUGCCGAGUAUGCCCAGGAUGAGAACGAACGCAAGCUGCUCAUGUUCCUGUGUGCUGCGGAGGGCCAGGGUGUCUUCUGCGACUUCCGCACAGGCCCUCACAUCUCGCUCUCCCAGAUCCUGAAUGCCUUCCCCUCCGCCAAGCCGCCCAUGGACGUGCUGCUCUCGAGCCUGCAGCAGCUGAUGCCCCGAUUCUACUCGCUGUCCAACGACCCCCACGAGUCGUACGAGAUGCGCGACGGCAAGCAGCACCGCCUCAUCGAGAUCGCCGUCACCGUCCACGAGACGUCAGACUGGAAGACGGGCACCCGUAAAGGCGUUGGCUCUGGCUUCUUCCAGCGCCAGUCGCUCAAGUUCCUCGACCAGGUGGCUGCCGGCAAGACGCCGCAGCUCUACAUCCCCAUGUUCAAGGGCCUCAUGGCCAACCCGCUCGCCAAGCAGUUCGUUUCCGACGGCCCCAUGCUGCUGAUUGGCGCUGGCGUGGGCAUCGCGCCCUUCCGCGGCUUCGUGCAGCGCCGCCUCAAGAACGCCAACUGCGCCAACAAGGUCUGGGUGCUGCAGGGCAUCCGCGACUCGCUCGUCGACGAGCUGUACAGCGGCGAGUGGGGUGUCCACGAGGAUGAGGUGAAGCGCGUCAUCCAGAGUCGCAAGGGCGAGAGCAGAUAUGUGCAGGACGAGGUCGUACACCAGGCUGACCUCGUCUGGUACAUCAUCAACUCUGUCGACGGCCGCGUGUUUGUCUGCGGCAGCAGCAAAGGAAUGGGCGAGGGCGUCGAGGAGGCCCUGAUCAAGGUCGCCAUGGACAAGGGCAACCUCGAGCACGACGAGGCCCGGCGGUACUGGGACCUCAAGAAGGACGCAGGGCAGUACAUUGCCGAGACGUGGUAGUAGUCGACCACACCUGCUUUCCUGGGGCGAAAAAGAAAACCGACACUUACAUUGUACAUAUUGAGUUUCUCCCGACUUUUUCUUCCUUUCUGUCAGUCAUCUGGAUGGACAUGAGAAGAGAAAAGCAAAAGGGGAAACUGGGACACACCCUCCAAAAGGCGUUUUUAGACGAGGGAGUUUCAGGACAGGCGGGGUUUUGUUUUUACUGAUCAUGGCUUGGGGCGUUUUUUGUUUUUGCAUUUCCUGGGAUUUUCUUUUCUAGAAGAGGCCGCAAACCAUUGGGUUUUGGGGCUUUGUGUCGGAUGUGGUAUGAACUGGGGGGGGGGGGGUUUAGCUGCAAAACGACAGCAGUGGAAGCCAUCAAUCUUUGGUGAUAUGGGAGAUAGGGCAAGAAAAUGCAGACGAUGAAGAUACACACAUGUCUGCUCCGCUCCUUGUGCCUCGAGUGUCCAUGAUUGCGACAAGGGAGUGACCAUGAAUUUAU
Microdochium trichocladiopsis is the source of this 2583-nucleotide messenger RNA. Its product is annotated as FAD binding domain-containing protein. Gene Ontology annotation, biological process: homocysteine metabolic process. Bases 264 to 2099 code for a protein of 611 amino acids. Gene Ontology annotation, molecular function: [methionine synthase] reductase (NADPH) activity; flavin adenine dinucleotide binding; FMN binding. Gene Ontology annotation, cellular component: cytosol. The record is from RefSeq and is a predicted model, not a curated record. NCBI's taxonomy places the organism in Eukaryota, Fungi, Ascomycota, Sordariomycetes, Xylariales, Microdochiaceae. The transcript has a single exon.